This is a messenger RNA of Anopheles merus, 3585 nucleotides long. RefSeq lists its product as uncharacterized. The transcript has a single exon. The record is from RefSeq and is a predicted model, not a curated record. The coding region runs from base 1 to 3585 and encodes 1194 amino acids. Gene Ontology annotation, biological process: DNA integration. Gene Ontology annotation, molecular function: nucleic acid binding. NCBI's taxonomy places the organism in Eukaryota, Metazoa, Arthropoda, Insecta, Diptera, Culicidae.
AUGGGCCGAAGUGAUGAGCCAAUGGCGAUUAAGACGAAGUUGGGAUGGGUUAUCUUCGGGAUGGACACCAAACUUCGCGAAGCCUCCGAACAUUUUCUGAUGAUCCACUACGAGGAAAAUGCCAUGAAUAGCAUGAUGCGAAGCUACUUCAGUACCGAAGACUUUGGAGUGAAACCAGUAGCAACAAUAAAGUCGAGCGAGAUGGAACGUGCCGAGAAAAUCAUUGCCAACACCCUGGUGAAAUCACAGGGACGUUACGAGAUAGGUCUAUUAUGGAAGACCGACGAAGUGAAGUUUCCGGACAGCUACCAAGCUGCUUUACGACGUCUAGAGAGUCAGGAAAAGCAGCUGAAAAGGAACCCUGAAAUGCAGACUUGGUUGUGUGAAACCUUCAAGGAGUACGAGAAGAAGGGAUAUGUAAGAAAGCUCUCACGGGAAGAAGCAGCACUGCACGGGCCGCGUACCUUUUAUUUGCCGCACUUCGUGGUCGUGAAUAAAAACAAGCCGGUGCUUAAACCGAGGCUAGUGUUCGACGCUGCCGCAAGGGUUAAGGACGUUUCCUUAAACUCCCAGCUCCUCACUGGACCUGACGAAGUGCCGUCACUGUUCGGCAUACUGUUGAGAUUCCGUGAAGGGAAUAUCUGCGUUAGUGGAGACAUCAAGGAGAUGUUCCACCAAGUGAAAAUAAGGAAGGAGGACCAGGACGCACAGCGCAUACUGUGGCGUGAAGGAAACGCAGCUCGGCGGCCGGAUACGUAUGUCAUGCAGGUCAUGACGUUUGGUGCAACGUGCUCGCCAUCAUGUGCUCAAGCGGUAAAAAAUCGAAACGCCGAAGAGCAUCAACUUACUCACCCGCUGGCCCUUAGACCGCUUAUCACUCGUCAGCAUUAUGUGGACGACUACUUGGACAGCUUUUUCUCGCUGGAAGAAGCUAUCGAAACGGUGGAACAGGUGAGAAAGGUUCACGCGAUGGGUGGAUUCCUCAUAAGGAAUUUUGUGUCGAAUAAUUCAAAGUUGAGACAAACAAUACCGGAAGAACAUCAACUCCACCAAAGUCUAGUGGACAUCAAGGAAAAAAACCAAUGCGUCGAAAAAAUAUUGGGUGUGCAGUGGAAUACGCAGCUGGACACGUUUGGUUAUAGAGUGAAUAUAGCAAGAGCUCGCACCGAUGUCGGCGGAGAACUACCCACCAAACGAGAGGUGUUGAGUUUCGUCAUGUGUAUAUAUGAUCCCCUCGGUCUCAUCAGCCACCUUACAAUUCAAGGGAGGAUUAUCAUGCAAGCUGUCCACAUAGCCGUUGAGGACUGGGACGCAAAGAUUCCCGACAAUCUCGCAGCAAAAUGGCAUGAAUGGACGACAACCAUCAGUGAAGCAAAGGAUCUAGCCAUUCCUAGACCAAUCAUCGCGGCAGGAAAUGCGCCGAUCGAUAUCCACACCUUUGUGGACGCAUCCCUAGAUGCAUUUGCAGCAUGCGUGUACGCAAGAAGCUGCUUUAAAGGGUGCUAUGUCGUGAGGCUUGUCGCUGACAAGGCUCGAGUGGCUCCAAUCCAUGCACUAACGAUUCCAAAGCUCGAGUUGCAAGCCGCCAUUUUGGGAGCGAGGCUCACCGAAACCGUUGCAAAAGAGCUCAGACUGCCAAUCCACCGCACCACGUUCUGGACUGAUUCACGAACAGUAUUGUCGUGGAUCAAUAGCGAGCAUCGGAAAUUCAAACAAUUUGUGGCGCACCGAGUAAGCGAAAUUUUGGACACGAGCAGCGCCAGCCAAUGGAGGUGGGUCCCUUCAAAGGAAAAUCCAGCCGAUGCCGCCACCAAGGUAACCAACGCAAGCAUGUGGUUUAAUGGUCCAGCAUUUCUAUUAUCAAAAGAGUGUGAUUGGCCCGAGCAGCAGCCUGUCUCAGACACAGAGGAGGAGAAGCGUGUCGCCGCAAAUCUAGUGCUUCACCAUCACGAGACAGUGGUUCCCGAGCUAAAUUAUUCAACAUGGGAACGCCUGCUUCGCCAUCACACAUUUUUAAAGAAAUUUGUGGAUUUUUUGAAAGACCGGAAGGCGUUCAACAAGAUGAUUGGACGCGAGGACGUAGAACACGCCAAAUACGCCUUGUUACGCAAGGCGCAAUGGGAAGGGUUCCCGGAUGAAAUGGAGGCCCUAACGAGGGGGCAGGAAAUAUCCAGCAAGAGCAGUAUCAAAACAUUGUUGCCUUAUUUAGAUCAGCACAAUCUCCUGAGGUCGCGAAGCCGUUUAGAGAACGCAACGGCGCUACCAAAAAGCGCGCGCUCACCAAUACUUCUGCCGCAAAAACCGCGCAUCGUGAAGCUUCUCGUGCGGAACUACCACGAGAAGUAUCAUCAUCAGGCCGACAAUGUCGUAAUCGGUACCUUGCGACAAACCUACUGGAUCGUGCAGCUGCGGAACGUUUUGAAAGCUGUUAAAGGUUGCUGCCAGAGAUGUAUCCUCAACACCGCUACCCCGCAAACCCCUUUGAUGGCACCCCUGCCAUCUUUCAGGACACACCCUCACAAUCCGCCAUUCCUACACUCGGGAGUGGAUUAUUUUGGGCCCCUCGACGUUACCGUGAAGCGGUCCAUCGAGAAACGAUGGGGGGCAAUAUUCACUUGCAUGAGCACGCGGGCCGUACACAUCGAACUGGCCGAGAAGUUGGACGUCGAUAGCUUCUUAAUAUGCCUGAAGAAUUUCACGAACCGACGAGGCAAGAUCACCCACUUAUACAGCGACAACGGGACCAACUUCAUAGGCGCGGAUAGGCUGAUGAAGAAGUUGGUGGAAGAGAUCGGAGAGAGAAUGGGAAGAGAAGCCGCCCUGAGACACCAGAUUGAAUGGAAAUUCAAUCCGCCGUCCGCUCCCCACUUCGGAGGAUCGUGGGAGCGGCUUAUUCAAAUAGUGAAGAAAGCGCUACACCACAUGGCGACUGAGUGGAAGACGCGACACCCCUACCCGGAAACGUUGCGAGCGGCGUUAAUAGAGAUAGAGGCUAUGAUCAAUGCGCGGCCAUUGACGCACAUACCAUUGUCUAACGAGGAAGACGAGGUUCUAACGCCGUUCCACUUCCUUAUUGGACGAGGCGUUGAGAGCCUGCCGCCGGACAGUCUGGACACAUCCUAUGUAUCCAGGCAGCAGUUUAAAGUGGCCCAGCAUAACGCCAAGGUUUUCUGGGAUCGCUGGAAGAAGGAGUAUCUGCCUACACUCAUCAAGCGGAACAAGUGGACCAACAAGGCAGAACCAGUGAAGGUGGGCGAUGUAGUGGUGCUCACGAACGACAACGCACUCGCGGGACAAUGGCUGAAGAGCAAGGUGCUGGAAGUGCACCCAGCUGCGGAUGGGCAAGUUCGCGUCGUGUCCGUGAAGACGGCUACCGGAAUCCUGAAGCGACCGGCCGUCAAGGUAGCAGUAGUGGACGUGAAGCCCAAGGAGCAUCUACUCGUCGUGAAGCAACCGCCAUCCAAGACGACCAAGCGGGUGCUGGAAGAUGACGUGACUUUGAGGGAGGCCCCGUCAACCAAGCGGAUCAUCACAGCUGGCGACUGGAUAACCAGAUUGCUUGCGGACAAUUCAGAUCGCGAAUGA